Patella vulgata (common limpet) is the source of this 1175-nucleotide messenger RNA. Its product is annotated as general transcription factor IIE subunit 2. The transcript is spliced from 8 exons. The record is from RefSeq and is a predicted model, not a curated record. NCBI's taxonomy places the organism in Eukaryota, Metazoa, Mollusca, Gastropoda, Patellidae. Gene Ontology annotation, biological process: transcription initiation at RNA polymerase II promoter. Gene Ontology annotation, cellular component: transcription factor TFIIE complex. The coding region runs from base 247 to 1107 and encodes 286 amino acids.
CUAACUUUUGUUUUUACCGGUGCGGCAAAUAUAGGCUAAUCUCCCCUUGUUGUGAUCUUUUUUAUUGGAGGAGUGAACAGCCAUCUAAUUGAAGUAAAAAAAACCAAAACCACAGUUAAACUGUUUUGAGGGGAAAACCAAUAGGAAUUGGUUAAUGACAUGAAGACAUAAACAGAAAUCAGAAAUGUAGAUAAGAUUUGCAUUUAAAAAAGAAAAUAUAUCAUUUAAAACAGGAACAGUUUUAAGAUGGAUCCAUCACUUUUAAAAGAAAGAGAAGCAUUCUUAAAGAGGGCUAAAAACCAGCCUUCAGUGGAGAAAAGAAAACACAAGUCAAAACCAGACACUAGUGAACCUUCAUCUAAAAGACAUAAAGUUAAAUCCCAACCACCAAAAGUUCCAACUAAUUUUGACUACAAAACUGCACAUGGUAGUUCACAGUUUAAAUUUAGUGUAUUGGCAAAAAUAGUGAAAUAUAUGAAGGUGCGACAUCAACAUGGUGAUACCCAUCCUCUGAUGAUUGAUGAAAUAUUGGAUGAAACCAACCAAACUGAUAUUACAACCAAAAUCAAACAUUGGUUACUCACAGAGGCUUUAAUGAACAAUCCCAAAAUAAUUACAAAAGAGGAUAGAGAAGGAAAAAGAUUUUCCUUUCGACCAAAACUAGAAAUUAGAGAUAGAAAAGGUCUUUUAAAGUUAUUAAAGAACUAUGAUUUACACGGUAGAGGUGGUAUAAAUAUUGAAGAUGUUGAAGAAGCAAUUCCAGAUGCAGAAAAGGCAUUAAAACAGCUUGGAGAACAUGUAAUUUAUGUUGUAAGACCAAAUGAUAAAAAGAAAAUUCUGUUCUAUAAUGAUAAAUACUGCAAAAUUAGUUUAGAUGAAGAUUUUCAAAAGUUGUGGCGUAGUGUGCCUGUGGAGGGUUUAGAUGAUAAAAAAAUAGAAGAAUAUCUAGAGAAACAAGGCAUAGCAUCCAUGCAAGAUGUAGCAUCACAUAAAGUGGCACCUAUUCAGAAGAGGAAGAAGGGUAGUCGGAAAAAUAAAACAUUUAAGAAGCUCAAUGAUCAUUUGGAUGGACUUCUUCAAGAUUAUACAGAAAAUCCCAAAAAGUGAAUCCUAAAAAUUUAGCAUAUAUGAAUAAAUAUUUUUAUUAUUAUUUAUUAUUUGUUUGCAAGACAAUA